AUGAGCUGCAGCGGCUCCGGCGCGGACGCCGAGGCGGUGCCGGCCAACGCCGCCUCGGCCCCGGGCCCUGCGCCCCCGGUCUCGGCCCCGGCCGCGCUGCCUGCCAGCGCCGCCGCGGAGAACAAGGCCAGCCCCGCGGGGACCUCAGGGGGACCUGGGGCCGGAGCCGUGUCUGGGGGCACGGGCCCCGUGGCGGCGCGUGCCGGGGAGCCGGCUGAGCGGCGCGUGCCGGCUCCGGUGACGGCGGGCGGCGCGGCGCCCCCAGAAGGGGUCAUGUCUAACGGAGUUUACGUGCUGCCGAGCGCGGCCAACGGAGAAGUGAAGCCGGUGGUGUCCAGCACGCCUCUUGUGGACUUUCUGAUGCAGCUGGAGGAUUACACGCCUACGAUCCCCGACGCAGUGACUGGUUACUACCUAAAUCGUGCUGGCUUUGAGGCCUCGGACCCUCGCAUAAUCCGCCUCAUCUCCCUAGCUGCCCAGAAAUUCAUCUCAGAUAUUGCCAACGAUGCCCUGCAGCACUGCAAAAUGAAGGGCACAGCCUCUGGCAGCUCCCGAAGCAAGAGCAAGGACCGCAAGUACACUCUGACCAUGGAGGACUUGACCCCUGCCCUCAGCGAGUAUGGCAUCAAUGUGAAGAAGCCGCACUACUUCACCUGAGCCGCUCGACAUCUAUCUAUGUAUUUGAUUGUCCUCAUGUCCCCACACCAGCCUGUUUUCAUAAUAAACUUUAUUGUGACA
Messenger RNA from Echinops telfairi (small Madagascar hedgehog), 738 nucleotides. It is a transcript of the gene TAF10, whose product is annotated as TATA-box binding protein associated factor 10. The record is from RefSeq and is a predicted model, not a curated record. Gene Ontology annotation, molecular function: RNA polymerase II general transcription initiation factor activity; promoter-specific chromatin binding. The transcript has 5 exons. Lineage: Eukaryota; Metazoa; Chordata; Mammalia; Afrosoricida; Tenrecidae. Gene Ontology annotation, biological process: transcription initiation at RNA polymerase II promoter. Gene Ontology annotation, cellular component: nucleus; transcription factor TFIID complex; SAGA complex. Bases 1 to 657 code for a protein of 218 amino acids.